Penicillium cataractarum is the source of this 1056-nucleotide messenger RNA. RefSeq lists its product as uncharacterized. The transcript is spliced from 3 exons. NCBI's taxonomy places the organism in Eukaryota, Fungi, Ascomycota, Eurotiomycetes, Eurotiales, Aspergillaceae. Bases 1 to 1056 code for a protein of 351 amino acids. Gene Ontology annotation, molecular function: transcription cis-regulatory region binding; DNA-binding transcription factor activity. Gene Ontology annotation, cellular component: nucleus. Gene Ontology annotation, biological process: positive regulation of transcription by RNA polymerase II. The record is from RefSeq and is a predicted model, not a curated record.
AUGCUUAUUCGCAUGGCUGUCGUGAAUAAUACCCCAUCUUCCGCUGCAGUGCUGCGCUCCUUGCUCGCUGUAGCCUCGUUGCAUCGCUCUGGACUACAGACACAGGCCGCUGAGCUUAAGAUUGCUGCGUUGAAAGCCCUAGGCGCCGCAUCAAAUCGAGAAAUUGAAACCAUGGAAACGCUCCAGCAUGUUGCGGCAGGGAUGCUCUUGUGCUCAUUUGAGAUUUAUCAAUCGUCAUGCACCUCUGGCCAAUGGCGAUCAUAUAUCAUAGGCGUUAAAAGCGUCAUCAAUGCCUCUUCUGGAAAAAAAUUGGCAAGAGACAGUGACUUUAAUGUCUUACUAGACUGGGUAUACUAUCAUGAUGUCCUAUCUCGUUUCAGUCUCACGCACUGGCAUCCGCCAGCGAUUGAGAGCACACUGAUGGACUUGGACGAGCCAGUCGACAUCCCUUUGCAGCCGGUGGAUACUCACGAACCCCGUAUCGAGAUGGCACACUCGAACCAAUCGCCGUUUAAUACAAUCCUGAAGCUCUUGGCGGAGGUUUGUAACCUAGUCGCCGCAAGACCAUCUCAGAUGAUCCCAUUCAAAGAGUUCGAUGAUUUCAAGAGCUAUCUUAAGGUCCUUGCAUGGAGAAUCCGGUCCAUUUCAAUCUCAAAUACAAUAGUUAACGAGUAUCCGGGUAUGGCGACCACUGUGGAACUCUUCCAAUUAGCCGCGCUUGUCUACCUCAACCGAGCAUUUGGACACAUCAUCGGAUCGGAAACUGAACAACGUAUUGAACGAGGUUUUGAUAUAUUGUCUCGGAUGACUUCAUGUGAGCGUCAAUUCCCACUACUCAUCUUGAGCUGUGAGGCGUGGACCGAUGCGGACAGGUGUACGGUCUUGGAUCUGAUCAGUAGGACAGAGAAGAGGGACUCCUCACGCUCCCUAUGCCUGACUAAGAAACUCAUCCAGGCUGUUUGGAUUCAAGAUGAUCUCUCACAGGGCCAGAUUGAGUACACGGAAAAGCUCAGUGCUAUUAUGAGCUGCUGCACUAUCUUGCCUACUUUCGUCUAA